GAGCAGGGACGCCGUCAGCUGUCGCGCAGACACGGAGGCAUACUUCCGUUUUUUUUUCUCGUCCUGAUUUGAACAGUAAACAGCGGAUGUGUUUUGCACAGUGCAGACACACUGGGUCCUGUGUCUCUCCUCACCGGAGCUCCGCGGCUACCUGGACACACACACACAAUCUGGAUUAAGACUAAUGAACUGGGGUUGAAUAAUCUCCCCGGGAGCGUGUACGCGACUCGUUGUCUCGCUGUGGGGUUUGUUAUCGCCACCAGGCUGAAGACGAUGUCUGUCCGAGGACACUUGGUCGCUUUGUACAAAUGCUCACUUCUGCUGUCUCUGAGGAUGUUGCUUCUUGUGCCUACAGGGUUGCCGGUCAGCACCCAAGGGGACUCUCAGUCCGACAACAAAGUCAUGGACAAUAUCACCGUCCGACAAGGAGAGACGGUCUUUCUCAGGUGUGCACAGGGGGACGUUGUCACACACACAGCAUGGCUUAACCGGUCGAGUAUACUGUACGCUGGGGAAGACAAAUGGUCUGUGGAUCCCCGGGUGAGUCUGGUGACCCUUAAUCAAGAGGAGUUUACCAUCAAGAUUGAAAACGUGGAUAUGACGGAUGAGGGGCAGUAUGUGUGCGCAGUCCAGACAAGCAGUCGACCAAGAACUACCUCAGUGCAUGUCCUUGUCCAAGUACCACCGAAAAUCAUCAACCUGUCAAGAGACCUUGUGGUGAAUGAAGGCUCCAACGUCACCCUUAUGUGCCAAGCCAGCGGUAAACCAGAGCCUUCAAUCAGCUGGAAACUUGUCUCCUCAUCAGGGGACCUGGCAUCAGACGACGAGUACAUGGAAAUCCCAUCCAUCACCAGACAGAGAGCAGGGACGUACGAAUGCUCUGCUGUCAACGAAAUUGACACAGAUGUUCAGACUGUAGACAUCACCGUCAACUAUGCUCCGACUGUGUCAGAGGGCAGAGAUGUUGGAGUGACUCUGGGACAGAGAGGAGUGCUGGAGUGUGAAGCCGAUGCAGUGCCGGAGCCCGCCUUUGAGUGGUAUAAGGAUGACCGAAGGAUCUUCAAUGGCUUUGAUGGCCUGGAGAUUGUGAAGACUGCAUCGCUGUCGAAGCUGGUGUUUUUUAAUGUGUCCGACGGAGAUUACAGCAACUACACCUGUGUUGCCCUCAACAAACUUGGGAGCUCAAACACAAGCUUCCUUUUGUUUGUGGUAAUUGAGCCCACUAGCUCAACGCUAUUGCAAGGACCGAGAGCAGUUCAGGAUGGUAGCGGUGGCUCAAUGGGAGUGCACUUACACACCUGUCUCCUCCUCCUCGUGUUCCUGCCCCUCCUGCUCAAAUUUUAAAGAGGAAUGGAUUUGAACAUAAACGUGUGUAUGUGUGUGCGUCUGAGUGCGUGUGCGUGCGUGCGCACAUUUGCACUUGUGAGUUUGUUCUUUUGGUUGUUUUUUUUGUUUUCAACCAGAACCAUAAACUGAUGCACAGUGAGUGCAUGAAGUACACAGCUAUGUAAUAAUGUUGACACAUUAGAACAUAAUAUAGAUUCAUCAUCUUUUUUGUGUUGAUUUACUUUUUUGUUUUAGUUUUUAAAGUUGUAACAGAUGUUUCAUAUCUUAACUGAAUUAUUUUGGAUCUUUUUCUCACUAAAUUAUGGUAUUCUGGAUUAUCUCUUUACUCUGUAAAAAUGUUCUAUUCUUUAAAUGAGGCAUUUCUUAUUCAAAUGGAAUUGUUUUAAUUUUAACCACAUUGCAUAUUCAUCUCAAGUCAAAUUUUUUGUAAAAGAGGUGAAUGUUAAAUACCUCAAAGUCAAACAGAGACAGUGAAACAGAAGGAAUUGAGGCUACCCUGAGGCUGAAAGCCGGGUAUUAUCAUAUUUUAAUGUAUAAUAAUUAUCAUUCAGUCUGGUUGAAAGCAGAAUUGUUUUUGACCUCCAUGUCUUUUUGUUCUCAUCAUUAUAGUGGUAUACUUGCAGUUGUGACAUGCUAAUAUUUAAAUUUGAUUUCUCUGUUUUGUUUAGUUUAAAAAUGUUUGAGAAUGGUAAAUAUGAAGCUGUAAUUAUAAGGACAAAUAUCCUCGUUUAACGGCUUUGUUGCAUUUUUUUUUCUUUACCAGUACAGUUGUACACAAUAAUUGUGUCAAGAAUAAUUAUGUUAUAAUUAAGUGGUGAAAAUGAAGGGAGGCACUACUCA
Platichthys flesus (European flounder) is the source of this 2187-nucleotide messenger RNA. It is a transcript of the gene ntm, whose product is annotated as neurotrimin. The coding region runs from base 274 to 1344 and encodes 356 amino acids. NCBI's taxonomy places the organism in Eukaryota, Metazoa, Chordata, Actinopteri, Pleuronectiformes, Pleuronectidae. The record is from RefSeq and is a predicted model, not a curated record. The transcript is spliced from 8 exons. Gene Ontology annotation, cellular component: neuron projection.